AUGGAUAGAUUGGCGGAGGCGGCAACGACGGCGUUUGGGUUCGUGAGGUGGGAUGAGGUGUUUGUGUCGAGCGACAAAGGGAGGAGAGAGGUCCAUUACUAUCUGAAGCGAAGCGACGGGAGCUCAGAUCUGGCUGUGGUAGGCAAAGAGAAGAGCUUGCGGCACAUGUCCUAUCAUUACGCGUUUAGAAACCGAUCCUUAUUCUCUAUGUCUUCGCUUGUUAAGCUCAAGUCUCGCAGGGAGGUCGUUGAUUGGCUAAAUUCCGUCGUUUCAGAUACAUCACCUCACGAGUCACCUGAUUUGGGUGGGAGUGUGUUGGAUGAUAAAGAUUCUUGCAAACUGGGGAUUGAAAUCCAUAAGGAUACUGUAUUGCGGAAGUUGGGCCACCAUACUACAGAGUUUCUGUGGUUAGGUUCUCCUUGGACAUGCAGGAAAAAACGGAGGCAUUAUCAAUCUUUCAGCCGGAACAGUGUUGUAGUUUCUGUUCAUGAUUUUGUAUUUGUUUUAGCAGAGGAGGAUAAGCGUCUUGUUGCAUACUUAGAAGAUAUGUAUGAAGAUUCUAGGGGCAACAAGAUGGUUGUGGUACGAUGGUUUCACAAAGUUGAUGAGGUUGGUAUUGUUUUGCCUCGCAAUUUUAAUGACAGAGAGAUUUUCUUUUCUCUGUGUCUUCAAGAUCUCAGUAUUGAAUGCAUUGAUGGAUUGGCAACCGUCCUCAGUCCCCAGCAUUUCGAGAAAUUCCACAAGGAGGCAACACAAACUCAUUUGGAACCCUUUGUAUGCCACAAGCAGUUUGAUAAUGAUGAUUGCAAGCCCUUCGACAUUACUCAAGUUAAAGGUUAUUGGAAACAGGAGAUACUUAGAUAUAUGUGCACAGCUUCUCCUUCAAAGGUUCAUGGGAGUUCUCAACAAUCAACAGAGGGGUUGGAAAUGGAGGAAAAUGAUGAUGCCAAUGGUGUCAGACCUAAAAAGAGGCAUCAUUCAAUAAAAGGGUAUGAUGUGUGCUUGGAAAACAAUGACCGAAGUGAAUCACUGGAUGCAGUAUGUGUGGAUGUGGGGAAUUUAAGUAAACAUGGGAUUGAUUGCAGAAGUAAAAGCGAAGCCUGUGGUUUUGGAAGAGGGAGUUCUGAUGCUACUUUACCUAGUAAAGAGGUGAAGAAAACCCUACUGCAGCAUUUAGCACUGGGCUCCCAGGUUGAAGUCCUCUCACAAGACAGUGGCAUUAGAGGAUGUUGGUUUAGAGCUUUAAUUAUCAAAAAGUACAAAGAGAAAGUGAAGGUGCAAUAUCAAGAUAUUCAGGAUGCAGCUGAUGAAGCUAAAAAACUUGAGGAAUGGGUUUUGGCAUCCCGGGUUGCAGCUUCUGAUCAAUUGGGUUUUCGGAUUUGUGGUAGGCCAAUUAUUCGGCCGUCUCCACAGUCUAAUAAAUGCAAAGUUUCAUGGGCGGUUGAUGUUGGGACUGCUGUUGAUGUCUGGUGGCACGAUGGGUGGUGGGAAGGGAUUGUAGUUCAGAAGGAAUGUGACGAAAGACUUCGUGUGUAUUUCCCAGGAGAAAAACGGGUGUUGAUUGUCGGUCGUGGAGAAUUAAGACAUUCUCAAGAGUGGGUGGGUAAUGGGUGGGCUCAAAUUAAGGACGAGCCUGAACUUGUUAGCUCAAUCACGUGUAGUUUAGAAACAAAGCAAGUUGUGGGAAAAUGUUUAGAUGGCAUGUCAGCACAAUCUGCUAUCUGCGAUAGCAGGGCCUCGAAGAAAGAUGAAACAGGGUGUAAGGUUUCUUGUCUGCUCUAUAAAAAAGAUGAGGAUGAAAAGGUUAAAGAAUUGGGUAAGGUUCCAGAUCUUUUGAAAGAUGAUGUACUUGCCCAGCUGAAGUGGAAGUCGUCAAGGAAGAGAAGACGUAACGGGAGCUCUGUCCAGAAGGUGCAUUGCAUUGUUGGUGACGGUAAAAGCACCCGUGGCCUUGUGGGAUCCGGUACUUGUGAAAGAUUUAUGAUUCCGUCAUCUCUGAAAGUUGAUCAUGAGAACUGCAAAUAUUUAGGGGAUUCUCUGUUCAGUUCUUCAGUGGCGCCCCCACUAACAAGCUUAGUUAUGUAG
Prunus armeniaca (apricot) is the source of this 2085-nucleotide messenger RNA. The record is from the annotation of a GenBank genome assembly. NCBI's taxonomy places the organism in Eukaryota, Viridiplantae, Streptophyta, Magnoliopsida, Rosales, Rosaceae.